UAAUAAUAGUACAUGUAUAAAUAAAACCCACCAAUCCACCUUAGUCUAUAUUUUUUGUCUUUGUGUUUGGUCGUCCCCCAAAAACCAAAACUUCUCUUCUUAGAAAAUCCUCUGUUUCUCUCAAACGCGGCAUUCCCACGUUUCACCCUAGAACAGCAAAGUCUUUUCCCAGAAAAAAAAAGGAAUAAAACGAAGAAGAAAAAGAAUCAAAGUUUGUGGCAAAAUCAGCUGUAUAAGACGUGAAACCUAAAGAAAUCCGAGACACACUGUUGAUAAAGAUGCUGGAGCUUUGCCGGCGGCCAUUGGAAAGGUGCUUUGGAGUUGGAAAUGGUGGUGAUGAGCUUCUAUGGCAUUUGGGCCUCAAGCCUUACGCUUCAGGAGACUAUUCCAUAGCUGCGGUUCAAGCCAAUUUUUCUCUUGAAGAUCAAGGACAGGUGUUCACUUCUCCUUCCGCCACGUAUGUUGGUAUCUACGACGGCCAUGGCGGUCCCGAAGCUUCUCGAUUCAUCACCAACCAUCUCUUCCCUUACCUUCAAAAAUUCUCGACCGAACAAGGUGGACUAUCUGUGGAUGUGAUAAAGAAGGCGUUUGAUGCUACCGAAGAGGAGUUCUUACACUUGGUGAGACAAUCAUGGCCAGCACGGCCUCAGAUUGCUUCCGUUGGCUCAUGUUGCCUAGUUGGGGCCAUAUCCGACGACGUUUUAUACGUGGCUAAUCUUGGGGACUCGAGAGCGGUUCUUGGCCGGAGAGGGUUUGAAGGGCAGUCGAGUAAUGGUACGGUCGUCGCAGAGAGACUCUCAACUGAUCAUAACGUGGCAGUGGAGGAGGUGAGGAAGGAAGUUAAGGACCUUCACCCUGAUGAUUCUCACAUUGUAGUGUACACUCGUGGUGUUUGGCGAAUCAAGGGUAUUAUUCAGGUGUCGAGAUCAAUUGGAGAUGUUUACUUGAAGAAACCCGAGUUUAACAGAGACCUGUUCCAGCAAUGUGGUAUACCUAUUCCAUUAAAAAGGGCUGUAAUGACAGCAGAACCCUCGAUCAUUGUUCGAAAUUUAAAGCCACAAGACAUGUUUUUGAUCUUUGCAUCCGAUGGUCUGUGGGAGCAUUUAAGUGAUGAAGCAGCUGUUGAAAUUGUCUAUAAAAAUCCCAGAACUGGAAUAGCGAAACGAUUAGUUAGAGCUGCCAUUAAUGAGGCUGCAAAGAAAAGGGAAAUGAGAUAUGAUGACAUAAAGAAAAUUGAGAAAGGAGUAAGACGCCAUUUUCAUGACGACAUUACUGUGGUUGUGAUAUAUCUUGAUCGUUCUGAAGGUUCUCUAAAUAGUAGUAGAUUCAAAAAUCAUAGCCCUUUUGACUGCACAACUGUUCCUAUGGAUAUAUUCUCUCUUAAUGCUGAUGAAGUAGACACUUCACUUCAUGCAAAUAACUGAGAAUAUCAUUGUUGUCUUGUGAAUAUAAUAAGCAUAUAUUUAUGUAGACACAUUAGAUGUUUAUAGAGAGUUAUUCUGGCUGGGAACAGAACAGAGUUUCAUAGUUUUUAUUACAAGGAAAGUUUGUGUGUAAUUAUGUAAAUGGAGGGAUUACAAGAUUGAGCUACAGUUAAGUGUUAACAUCCCAGCUUUGGGUUUUUGCUCGUUUACAUUAGAUGAUUAUCUUCUUUGUUCUUUUAUAAAAAAAUAUUCUUCUUUUUAUGGUAAA
This is a messenger RNA of Humulus lupulus (European hop), 1692 nucleotides long. Its product is annotated as probable protein phosphatase 2C 63. Gene Ontology annotation, biological process: protein dephosphorylation. Gene Ontology annotation, molecular function: protein serine/threonine phosphatase activity; cation binding. The coding region runs from base 279 to 1424 and encodes 381 amino acids. The record is from RefSeq and is a predicted model, not a curated record. Lineage: Eukaryota; Viridiplantae; Streptophyta; Magnoliopsida; Rosales; Cannabaceae. The transcript has 4 exons.